UCUAGAAACUCUCAACGAUCUCGAAUACUUCUUCUUUUGUCCUUUCGUCUUGUAAUUUCUCUACUUCAAUGCAGACCCAAAUCGACAGUGGUCGUCAUCGAAGGCGCCCCACUAAAGCCUGGGUCUAAUGUUCCUACUCCAUGGUCCCCACUCCGCCCCGGCACUUGUAACUCGUUGCGAGAGAUUGUAUAAAACAACCAACCUCGUGUUCGGGGGUCUUUGAGAGUACGUACACCCUUCCGUUCUUUGAUGUCUCCUUUCGAGGAACAAUGCCGAAGCCGACGCACCUCACGUGCCUCUGUGGCGACGUCAGCGAGCGAGCAUCCAUCCUCGAAGGACCCGAGGAGGAACUGCCGAUGGAGAAUCUCUUGUGUCACUGCGACACUUGCCGUCACUCUACGGGGGCACUGUGUACUUCCUACUUCCGGCUCAAGGGUCCACCGAGCGCAAAGUCUUUGGGUUGCGCGACCGGGUACCACACUCCAGGAUACGUGAGAUAUUUUUGCAAGAACUGCGGAUGUCACACCUUUGCCUUCACAAAAGCUGAUGGUCAAUGGUUGGCAUGUUCCGGUACUCUCGAGACCGACAGGAAGGUUGACGACGUGCUUGAUAUCUCAAGGAUCACCCACCACGAACACGUCGGCGACGCCGCUGAUGGAGGAAUCGCACCCUUUUUGAGCAAAAUCGGAGGUCGAAAGAUCCCUUGCCAUGAAGGUGAACCGGCCGCAGAUACAACGACAAUGGACGAGGAUCGGCUUGAAUUGUUGCGGGGAAGACCAUCAUCGUCGCGGGAACGAGGAGACCACGUCGACGCUUCAUGUCAUUGCGGAUCUGUGAGGUUUAGGAUCGAACCUCCACCGUACGACAACGAAAGCCAAGGGUGGUACGUCCCUUCAGACCGCAGCAAGUACUAUGCUCGUUUGUGUUGUUGUCGGUCAUGUCGUUUGGGUCUUGGUUUCACCAUGCAACCUUGGGCGUAUAUACCACCUUCACAGAUCCGGACUGCCGAAGACGCCGGCCAGCAACCGAUCUUGUUUGGGCCACAACAUGAACAAAACACGCGGCAAUUCGGAGAAGGGAUGAGGUACUAUCAAAGUUCCGAAAUGGUGUUGCGCGGGUUUUGUACGAAAUGCGGUGCCACCAUGCUCUAUCAACCAUUUGAGAGACCUUACAUUAUCAACGUCAGCGUUGGAAUUUUGAGGUCGAAAAAAGGCAACACAAUGGCCAGGGAAUGGUUGGAUUGGGAUAGGAAGGUGGUCAGCAAAAGACCAGAGGCCGUCGAUGAGGAUGUGAUUCGUGCUUGGCUGGCAGAAUGAAUGAGUGACCGUGGUACUGAAUGCUCCCUGGACCAGACAGAAAGCUUUUUUGGAUGUUAGAGAAAUUACAGCAUGUAAGGAAAUCGAACAUUCCCCAUGGAUUCCUUUCCUUUCCUUUCCAAGUG
Molecule: messenger RNA, 1441 nt
Organism: Exophiala oligosperma
Lineage: Eukaryota; Fungi; Ascomycota; Eurotiomycetes; Chaetothyriales; Herpotrichiellaceae
Exons: 1
Coding region: 270-1316 (348 amino acids)
Molecular function (GO): carbon-sulfur lyase activity
Source: RefSeq, a predicted model, not a curated record